AUGGCCCCUCCGCCUGUCACGAAACCCAUGCCAGCACUCAACGGUCAUGAAGUCAAUGCUCCAGGCCCGAACAGUUCAGCCUCAAAGGAGUUAUCGUACGAGGAAAGGCGCACGAUGUGGGUUGAUCGUAUAAAACUCCUGUCUGAAGCCGUAGUCGCUUACGGUGAUUUUGCACGGCUCCAAAAAGAAGCAGAGCAACGCGACCGUCUCUCACAAGCAUGGCGUUCUGCUGGCUUGUCGGAGGAUAACAAAGCGCGCUUGAGCAUACUGGCGUCGGACACUGCUUUGAAGCGUGACGCUAGGAAAGCAGAGCUCAACAAGAUCCACGCCCGCUUAGUCGAUACGGAUUUUUGGCCAACAAACGAGAAGAGCCCUCCGAGCCUGGCUGAUAGUCACAAGGAUAUGCAUGCGACGAUCGCAGAAUUGAAAGGGAGCGUUGCAAAUCUUCAUCAACUCUUGGAGCAGAUACGAGCAGAGAUUCCAAAGUCUCUCGACAUAAAGCCAACACCUGUGGACAUUCCUGCCGGAGGUUCUGAUGCCACUCGUCCCGCAAAGCGCCGAAGAGUCUCUGUGAGUGAAGACGACGCUAUUUUGCAGCAGGUAGAUCAGAAGCAAACAUCGAAUGCUGAACAAGCAACGGACGAACUACGUGAUCGGCUCUUACUUUUGGAACAGCAAUUGUCCGAAAUUCAGAACGAGAUCGCUGAGCAUGAUAACGACUUGCUUUACAGUAUGGAAGAAAUGCUGCAAUCGCGACUCGAGACAGGGAACAAUAUAUCGGAAGGAGCACAAGCAAGUACAAGGGACGAGCGCAUUGGUCCACCCGACAAGGCUCACGGCAAUGAGCAUUUAGGCCAGGAGCUGGAUAUUCUAGGUGGGCAAGUAGAGGAACUAGCAGUGGAAGUGGCAAACAUAAUCACACGAAUGAACGCCUCGGAUUCGGAGUACGCAAAGCUCCGAACUGAAAACGAGCAUCUGCGGAAACGAAUUGAUGAUUUGGAACAGCGGUAUAAGUCAGACAUGGACAGAUUCCAAACAAACAAACUUGAAAUGCAGGCUCUCAGUGCGGCAGUCACAUCGUUCAUGACACAAGCAAAGCCUUCGCCCAUGCUGCAAUUUCCAGCGAUUGAAGAUAUUCUUACGGAAGUUCGACCGGCGGUCCUCCAAUCCCUGCAAGCAGAUGUCAAGCCUCUCCUACAGACCACUCAUGAAAAUCUCAGUAAUAUGCUGCAAGAACAACAUAACAUGGUAUAUGCUGCGGUGAUGUCAAAAAUGACACCUGCCAUUGAUAGUAUGCGAGCCGUUUCGACUUGGCUGGAACGACUCCAUACAGGGGAAAUAGAUGCUGUUGAGACAUUGAACACAUCAGGUUGA
Molecule: messenger RNA, 1374 nt
Organism: Fibroporia radiculosa
Lineage: Eukaryota; Fungi; Basidiomycota; Agaricomycetes; Polyporales; Fibroporiaceae
Exons: 3
Coding region: 1-1374 (457 amino acids)
Source: RefSeq, a predicted model, not a curated record